CUGAUGCAGUGUUAAGAUAAGAUUGGACAGAGAGGUAAAACGACCUUCUUCAACCGACAUAACUAACCUCCGUUGUGCUAAGAAACAUGAUGGGCGCCAAGAGUUGCAAUGAACAUUUGCUUUCUUUGGCUUCAACGGACGACGCAAGUCUACGGUGUACCUUCGGCUCCCUCUCUGCAGAUGCCUUCACUGAUGCUGUGGCGUCCAGCCACCUUCACCGGGCGGCAGGCAAGGGUCGGUGGCAGGUCGUGGAGAUGCUCCUGGACGACGGCGCAGAGGUCAACGCCAAGGACAGGUCAGACUCGAGCCCCUUGCACUGGGCUGCUGGAGGAGGCCAUGACGCCGUUGUGGAGUUGCUCCUCUCGAAGGGCGCGCACGUGAACGCCGGGAAUCGCUUUGGACAGAGGCCAAUACACUACGCAGCUUACUUCGGUCACCUGACGACGCUGGAGGUCCUGCAGGAGAGAGGGGCUGCCGUGGAUGUCAAGGAUGACAACGGAGACACGCCGCUCCACCUCGCAGCCACAGAAGGGCGUCUCCUCGCUCUGUUCUCGCUGGUGAAACGCGGAGCUCCUAUAACUAAGAACAAGAGAAGAAAGACUCCGAGGGACUUGAUGAAGAAAACCUCCAGUAGAGACGGCCCUGGCAUAGAGCUUUUCCGGGGAGUCUCCAUGGGUGCUGUUCUGGAGAAGUGGACUGAAGUCGAGAAAGAAGUGAUUAAGCUGCAAAGAGAAAAUGAGAAGUUGCAGGAUCGUCUGGAGGGAAAAACGAUAAGAAUCCGAAGACUGAACUCAAAGAUAAGAGAGAUGGAAGCAAAUGUUUCUCAUGCCGGGCCAUCUUUUUCUUCCCAAAAUGUGAAAAAUACAAGAGGGUCACGCGCAGCACACCCGGAGCGUGCCUUUCGACCCCCAGACAGGAGCAUGGUUCUGCCGCACAGUGUUCCGGAAAGAAUGAGCAGGGCCCCGGGAGCAGCUGGCAGGGACAGGCCUCGUCGGGGAAGAGCAACAGGUGAUGAUUUCCUGGAAGCAACAUGGUGGGGCGAGUCGCUACGAACAGCAGGCAGGAGGAGCCAUUCUUCACAAGGCGCUGGCAGGGACGGGCUUCUUGGGGGAGAAGCUGCCGGCACUAAGUCCCUGCAAGGAGCAAGAAGACGGGGUGCGUCUCUGCAGGUAGCGGGCAGAAAGGGCAAGUCUCCCCUGGCAGCUGGUAGGGACAGCCAUCGAGAAGUAACGAGCAGUGACGAGCAGUCAGCAGGGUGGAAUGAGUUUCUGCGAGCAGCAGGCAGGAGGGGUGAAUCUCUGCCAGCAGUUGGUAGAGACAGGACUCGAAGAGAAGCAACGAGUAGUGACGAGUCUUUGCAAGCAGGAAGCAGGAGGGGCGAGUCUCUGCAAUCAGCUGGAGAAGCAACAAGCAGUUACGAGUCUCUGCAAUCAGCUGGAGAAACAACAAGCAGUGACGAGUCUCUGCAAUCAGCUAGUAGGGACAGGCUUCGAGGAGAAGCAACAAGCAGUGCCGUGUCCCUGCAAGCAACAGGGUGGUAUGAGUCUCUGCGAGAAGCAGGCAGGAGGAGCGAGUCUCUUCAAGCAGCUGGAGAAGCAACAAGCAGUGAUGAGUCUCUGCAAGCAGCACUUAGGUGGCACAAACCUCCACGGGCAAGUGGCAGAUACAGGUUUCGGAGAGAAGCAACAGGUAGGAAUGAGUAUGUGCGAGCAGCGGACAGGAGGGAAGACCCUAUGCAAGCAGCAGGCGGAUGGGAUGAGCUUAAACGAGCAGCGAGCGAGAGGCAGGCGAGUCUGCGCAACCACCAGGCAGGAGGGGCGAGUCUGCGCAACCACCAGGCAGGAGGGGCGAGUCUGCGCAACCACCAGGCAGGAGGGGCGAGUCUCUGCGAGCAGCGGACAGUUGUCCUCCGCGGAUUUGUUGACACGGAACAGCUGAUCGUGACUCGAAUAGCAGACGAGAUGCCUUUACGCUGCAUGUAUGGACACCUGAGAGUAAACAAUGCCUCCCAGGACUUAUCGAAGUUAAUGAAAAUCAAAAUGGAAAGCAUUCAAAUUGAUCCGAGGGAAGAUCCUGAUCGCGACUAUUUUGGUAUCGAUGGAUUCCUCUCACUCUACCAUCCAAAUACAGAAAAUCAUUGGGUCUACAAUUGGGUAACUAAGGAAGUGUAUGGUCAAAUUGUCCUGUUUGUUUGUUUACAUGUUAUGUCCUUGAAAGUUGAAGGAUGCAAGGGGGGGGGGGAAGGCAGGAGACAGUGUACGACCAACAUCUGGUAUUCCUGCCGUGAAUACGUGGAGGACUUUUUGUUUUCCUGGGCAGAGAUUGGAAAGCCAAUUAGGUUUGAAGAGGCAAUAAGGUUUGAAGUAUAUGAUCUGCUUGAAAACAGAACCAGCAUAUGUACAAAUUUUAAACGAAGAUCAGAGCCAAACUUGGUCAGAGAACCUCAACUAACCAAAAAAGACAAAGAACACAAAGAAGCAACACCAAAUACAACAGAAGAAACAACACAGAAGACCAAACAUACUCCAAGAGAGAAACAAAGUUUUGACAGAAAAGACACAGAUGAGAACAUAACAGAACAAGCACCAAUAACAUGA
Messenger RNA from Penaeus vannamei (Pacific white shrimp), 2597 nucleotides. The record is from RefSeq and is a predicted model, not a curated record. Lineage: Eukaryota; Metazoa; Arthropoda; Malacostraca; Decapoda; Penaeidae.